Messenger RNA from Menidia menidia (Atlantic silverside), 4719 nucleotides. The record is from the annotation of a GenBank genome assembly. NCBI's taxonomy places the organism in Eukaryota, Metazoa, Chordata, Actinopteri, Atheriniformes, Atherinopsidae.
CAAAGAACUGCAAGGCCUCCUCCUACAACUGAGAUCCUUCAAAAUAACCUGGAUCCACUUUAUGAGCAACUUUUGGACUGCUUUUCUCUCUGUACUUAUAAGCUCUGACGGAAAUUAGGGCCUUUCAGUUGUUUUUCUACAUGUAAGGCUUUAAAGAACAAGCGCUUUGGGAACUUCUCCAGAAGAUAUCCAGCAACCACCUGUGAGUGUAAGAAGACCACCCGCUCACCAUGUCCCGUGACCCGGACCCAUACAUCUUCACCACUGACGCGCUGCCCCCUGACGCCCGCUUCCUGCCCCCACUAGCGAAUGGACUCCUGGGCUGGAGGGUUUACAAUAAUAUCAUGCACAUGGGAAACGUCUAUAAUGGGGAGGGUGGACAUUGCCACAGGGCCGAUGUCCCCUGUCCCCUAGCUGUGAGAGUAGAGACAGAAGAACCUGCUCGACACACCUACAGCCUGGACACCAACACAGGCAUUUUCACCCACACUCUGAGCUUGGCCACUGUCACCGCGUCACAGUCUUUGUAUUGUCACCGAUUCUACCCAAACCUCUUGGUGAUGGAGCUUCUGCUGGUACGUCAGGUGACCUCGGAGGAGCCAGUCACAGUUAAUUUGGUCAGUUCAUUCACCCCAGAGAGCAAAGACAUCGUUUUUGAGGCUGGCCCCGAUUACAAAGGAGGAAGCCACAUUCAAGGAAAAACAUCCACGGCCGAGUUCCCUGGAGGCUCCUGUCCUGAGGUGCACCUCAUCUGGACCCCGGUACCCUCCACUCUGACGCUGUCACCGGACCAGGCCCAGGCUCGCUGGGGCUUCUUCCUGGUUGUGGCCAAUAAUUUGGCCUCUGUUGAGGCGGGCUUCGAUGAGGGCCUGAACCUGAUCUCAACCGGGGACCUUCGGCCCUCACACGAAAAGGCCUGGAAAGAGCUGUGGCUGCAGAGCAAGGUGGAAGUAACAGGAUCAGACAGCCUCUGCAGAGCCCUGAUUGGAUGUAUGUUCUACCUCCUCAGUGCCUUUCCCUCCAUACAUGACACCUCCAGCUCUUUUGGUGGAGUCAGUCCCGGCGGGCUCUCUAAUGGUGGGGAUGGUCAGGAUUACUGGGGCCACGUUUUCUGGGACCAGGACAUCUGGAUGUAUCCAGGGAUAGCACUUUUCUACCCCAAGCUAGCCCGAGCAGUGCUGGAGUACAGAGUGAGAACUAUAGGUGGUGCUAAAGAAAAUGCUCAAAAGCAGGGCUACAAGGGGCUAAAAUUCCCCUGGGAAAGUGCUGUGUCUGGGAGAGAGGUGUGUCCUGAGGACAUCUAUGGACAACAAGAGAUUCACAUUAAUGGAGACGUCACGCUGGCCUUCCAGCACUAUCUUUACCUGACUGAGGAUCUGUCCAUGUUCAGAGAGGGUCAGGGCAGCGAGGUCAUCUACGGGGUGGCUGAUUAUUGGGUUUCCAGGGUAACAUUGCACCCUGAGGACCAGAAGUAUCACCUGCUAGGUGUCAUGCCACCUGAUGAAUAUUACUACAAUGUCAACAACUCUGUGUACACAAACACAGUGGCAAAACUCAGUCUCCAGUUUGCUGUUGAGUUGGCUGAUCUCCUACAACAUCCUGCACCAAAGGAAUGGCAGGAGGUGGCUGGACGUCUCAAGAUACCCUUUGACCAAGAGUUCCAGUACCAUCCUGAGUUUGACGGUUACAGUAAAGGACAACCAGUGAAGCAGGCAGACACAGUGAUGCUGGGCUAUCCUCUUGGACUGACGAUGUCUCCUGAGGUUAGGAGGAAUGAUCUGGAAGCAUAUGAGCCCGUUACAGACCCCAAUGGGCCAGCCAUGACAUGGGGUAUGUUUGCUAUUGGCUGGCUGGAACUGGGAGAGUCUGAGAGAGCUCAGCGAUUGCUUGAAAAAUGCUUCAAGAACAUCCAGGGGCCCUUCCAGGUAUGGACUGAAUCAUCCGAUGGCUCCGGUGCAGUAAAUUUUCUCACAGGGAUGGGAGGAUUUCUGCAGGCCGUGCUAUUUGGUUACACAGGGUUCAGAGUUGAAAAGGAAUGCUUGGCCUUUUCCCCACUACUUCCUCCUGAUAUCUCCGAGCUUUGUGUUCGUGGAGUGAACUACUUGGGCCGUCGGUUGGACUGGCUGCUCAGGAAAGAUGAAGUCUGUAUCAUACUCAAGCAGCAGGAAGACAGGGCUGGCACUACACCCCACAAUCUGCAAGUUGUCCUGAAGGCAUCAGGAAUUAAAAUCCCCCUUCCACCAGGUCAGCCGGCUGCCAAGAUGAACUCUGUACUUUCAUCUGUACGCUCCCUCAUGCAAAUGUUUGAUGGCAAGGCACAGGACUUCAUCAAUGAGAUUGAUAUUGUCCACAUGGUUUGGCUGGAGGAGAUCCAGCAGGAGGCCAAUCGUAUGUUCUCAAGGGACUUUAAUGCAGAACCAGAAUUGAUGCCAAAAACACCGUCGCAGAAGAAGAACAGCCGGAGGAAACGUGUAUCUUUGGGGCGCCAAGAAGAAAGUCAAGCAAGACGAAGUAACCUUCGUGGCUCCUCUGUUAAAUCCCUCAAUUUGAUUGCUGAAGAAGAAUCCAUCCCUGAGGUUUCUGUCUCCGACACCAGCAGCGCGACACAGCCAAAACGUGCCACCCGCAAAAACAAACAGGCAAAGCCUGAGGUGGCAGAGGAUGAACACCAGGCACCCCAUCCCAGCAGUGAGUUCAGAGAGGAGCUGAACAAGAAGCCAGAGCUAGUAGAGGACGAGGAGGAGAGCAAGAGUAACACAGUGAGUGAGGCUGAUGCUGACCAGUCUCCACUGAAGAUACCUUUUCCAGAUGUGGUUGUCAGAAUCCCAUCAGAGGAGCGCCUGUCUGCUGAGCUUGCCAAGAAGCCAGAGGCCUCCCCUGGGCACGCUGCUUCUAAGAUUGCCAUCGCAGAAAGUAGUCGCAGCUCGAGGCGGAGUUCUGUGCGCUGUUCCCUCAAACUGCGCCACUCUCUGGCUGGCCUCCGGCACAGUAUGACACAGGAGUCAGUUCGCCGUGCGUCCCGACGUUCUCUGAUGAAGAGGAAGGCAAAUCGCACAGGCAACUCCACAUGCAGUAGCAGCGCUGGUGCAGAGGACUCCAGCAUGGACACUGCUGAUGAGGAAGGAGAACUUUUCAUAGAGCCUGUAGCUGAGGAAAAACUGGACGAUGCUGCAUCUAAAAAAGAAGCAUUGCAGGCGUCCCUUGAACGUGUCACUCGGUCUGUGGCUGCAAACUCUCCCAAACUGGCGCCUCCACCUCUUUUCAUCACGGGGCCAAAGAUGAGCACUCCUGUCAAAAGAACAGUUGCUGCUGAGAAACAGAUGUCUCAGGCAUUCCGAAGGUCGAGUCGCAGUACUAAACGCAAAGCACCGGAUACUGUAGAGGACAGCCCCUCAAAGAGGCUCUCACCUCCCAAAAAGAGUCAAAGUGCAAUGAGACCCAACAUGAGAUCUUUUCUCCACACCGUGCAGAAGAAUCAGAUGCUGAUGAUGACUCCAAACACUCUCGGUCGCACCGCUAUGAUCAAGUCCUUCAUCAAGCACACCACUCCCUUGAAAUUUGAUCCCAAAACAAAAGAACUUCACAAACUGGAGGCCCUUAAAAAGAAGCAGGAGCAGGAGGAAGAAAGGAUGAAGAAAAUGGAGGAGGAGAAGAAAAAGAAGCAAGAUGAACUUAAAAAGAAGAGAGAUGAAAGGAUAAGAAGAGUGUUUGAGGCCAAAGUAAAAGAAGAGCAGAGGAAAGAAGAAGAAAAGAAGAAGAAGAUUGAGCUGAAGAUGGCUCAGAUUGAUGAGAAAAAUGAUAAGCGUCUGGCAGAAGAGAGGGCCAAGAAGAGGGUUGCCCUGAAGCGUCAAGAGGAGCUGGAGCAGAAGAAAAAGUUGGAGGAAGAGGCCAAGAAGAAGAAGAUGCAGCAGGAGGAGGAGAAACGACAGCAGGAAUUAGCGGCAAAGAAGAAGGCCGAGGAGGAGGAACAGCGAGCUCGCAAAGCGCUGGAGCUGAAGAGGGAGCAGGAACAGCGUGAGAGGGAGCUGGAGAGAGAACGACAAGCUGCUAUUGAAAGGGAACGAGUGGAAAAAGAAAAGGCUCUUGCUCUACAACGUGAACUGGAGAGGGCAGCAAGAGAGAAGGAGAUGAGGGAUCUGGAGGAGAAGAGAAGGGCCCUUGAGGAAAAAAGAAAACUGCAGUCCUCGCCACAGUCCUAUGUCAUUACUCCAAAGGGUGGCAACAAACCUUUGAUCCAGCCCAAUAUUCUAGACAAUUAUGGUAUGGACCAAAACAGUGAUGACUCGACAGAUGACGAAUCUGCCCCAAGGAAGCCCAUUCCGUCCUGGGCACAAGGUUCCAAUCUGAAUCAGAUCAUUAGGAAGCAGUACUUCAACCCCCCUGAUUUAGAGUCUUUCCUUGGGAUUAUCGAGCCACCAAAACUGGAAGACAUUUUUUACAAGAGCAAGCCUCGAUACUUCAAACGAACCAGCUCUGCCGUGUGGCACUCACCUCCGGCUGGAGCCAAGUAAUGCUUGUACACUGAUACAGUACCACUACUGUACACUGAUGUAUAAAGUUUAAUGUCUGACUGUCUGUUUGUAAGGUAAAGUCCUUAUAAUAAAGUAGUCUCUUUUCUUUCCCCUAAAUCUGCUUUUAGUUUUGUAAACUGAAUAAAUGGAUUAAUAAAUUUCUUGUAAUAAAGCAUAUGAAACGAUGAGUAAACACAAGGAGUGUGGA